Messenger RNA from Ornithorhynchus anatinus (platypus), 3805 nucleotides. It is a transcript of the gene CCDC73, whose product is annotated as coiled-coil domain containing 73. The coding region runs from base 220 to 3414 and encodes 1064 amino acids. The transcript is spliced from 19 exons. NCBI's taxonomy places the organism in Eukaryota, Metazoa, Chordata, Mammalia, Monotremata, Ornithorhynchidae. The record is from RefSeq and is a predicted model, not a curated record.
AGGCGACGGGGUGGGGGGGCUGAGGCGCCAUCUUGUGGUAAAUCGCCCUGUGGUAAAAAAUCGCGGGCUUCGUCCUGUGAUUAAAAUCGCGGGCCGCGUCCUAUGGGAACAGCAAAUGAACUCAACUGACAUCUACAAGUUUUUAAAGUCUGUAGAUACCAGCUUCCAACAUUAGAGUGACUGGAAAAAGAAAAGAGGGCAGAGAAGCCAACUUUUAACAUGGACAAAAACUCAUAUAAGAAUGAGUCAUCUUCCUGUACUUUUCAUCAUCCUUCAGAAGCAUUGUUUUCUGUUCAACUACUGGAAUUUAAGACUAGUUUGUUAGAGGCACUGGAAGAACUGCGCAUGAGAAGGGAAGCUGAAAUUCAGUAUGAAGAACAAAUUAGUAAAUUUGUGGUAGAAAAGCAAGAGCUUCAGUGGCAAAAGGAAACUCUUCAGCAUCAGAAAGAAACAUUAGCCAAACAACACACAGAAGCCAUGGGAGUUUUCAAAAAGCAGUUGCAAGUAAAGAUGUGUGUCUUGGAAGAAGAAAAGGGAAAAUAUCAACUUGCUGCAGAAAUAAAAGACAAAGAAAUUGAAGGACUAAAAGAAACACUAAAACUAUUACAGAUUUCUAAAUAUUCUUUGCAGAAGAAAUUGAGUGAAUUGGAACAAAAGCUGCAGUUGCACCUUUUGGCUAAGGACGAUCAUCAUAAACAAUUGAGUGAAGUAGAGAAAUAUUAUACUACAAUUACCUAUCAAUUUGGAAUGGUAAAAGAGAGUCAUGAAAAAUUAGAACAAAAUGUCCAGGAGGCAAUACAGCUAAAUAAGAGACUGUCAGAAGUAAAUAAAACACAGGAGACUGAAAUACGUCAUUUAAAAGAGGAACUGAAGAAACUAACUACAAACUUGAUAAGGUCCAAGGUCAUAUGCCAGAACAGGGUGGGAGAAGAAAACGCCAAUCGUACCAUAAAGGAACAGCAGCUUCAAGAACUGCAACAGGAACUCCAAAUGGAAACACAAGUAAAUAAGAAAAUCAGUGAGGAGAGUGUCCGCAUUCAAAAUGAAAAACUGGUCAUCUUAAAUUCAUUACAACACUUGCAACAGUUACUUAAGCGCCAGACCCAGAUUAAUGUGAAGAUGGAAACAGAGCUGAAAGCACUAAAUGAAGAUAAACAGACCCUUGAAAGAGAUAAUGAGCUGCAAAGGAAGAAGGUAAAAGAAAAUGAAGAAAAAUACCUUAAUCUUCAGAAUGAGCACGAGAAAGCAGCACAAACUUGGAAAAGAGAUGAGAAAAACCUCCUUGAAGAAGUUGAUAGCCUUAAAAGGGAGUUGGUUUCAUUUAAGGAAGAGUAUAUUAAGUUACAAGAGUCUUAUGACAAAUUGAGUUGUGCAAAAAAUCGGCAUUUUGAGCAAGACAGAGCACAAGAGCUGAGCCCAAAGAAAUACAAGUGUUCUGAAACUAAUAUCCAGGAAAUAAUUUCAGGAAACACUAUGACUUUUUCUUCUACUAUGGAUCAAACAGAAGCACAACAAAAUAAUGGAAAUCUACAAGGAGAAGGAACAGUUAUUGAAGAUUUUCAAAUAGAAGAGGAGGAAAUUGAUAUUGCUCAACCUCAAGAAGAAAUUCAAAAUGAAUCUUCUCCCAGUCAAGUCUCCUGCAGAGAUUUAGUGAAAGGGCCAAAUUUGCAAGCACAACCUAUUGACUUCCUAAAGGCAGAAACAACACAAAUGAAAGAAAGAGACCCUGAAUGUACAGAACUGAUAGCACUGCAUAGUCUAUCUUCACCGGCAAAAAAUCCAAUGGAACCUGGAAAGAUGUCUCCAGACAGAACAGAAGAAUUAGUUCUCUGCAAUGUAGAUGGAGUUCUGGGAGCUGAUAAACAUGUAUAUGGCAAUGCUAUAAACCAAGUCCUUUUUAAUCCAGAUUGUGAGGCAAGUACCGCACAGUGUGAUAAAGAUGUCUUUCAGAGUGAAACGGUCAACAAGGAAUCUAGACUGGUUGUCAAUAAUGAAGAAAGCUCUGUAAACAAGGAUAUUUCAGAUACCAACCAAGUUGAAGCUGCAUUGAAAAUUUCCCUAAAAAAUAAUCAUGUUACAUCACAGAAAGUCAGCCCCAGUGAAUCUGGGUUAGAUGGUGAACAAUGCAAAACAGAACAGUUCGAGUUGUUAAAAGUAAGAGAAUAUGAUGUUCUUCCAUUUAAGCAAACUUCCUCAAAAGUUCAAGAAGAAUGCAGUGAUACCAUGGGUGAAGUUGAUCUUAGUAGCUCAAUCCCACCAACUUCUUUCAGUAAUACACUAGGAGACUAUGUUGAUAGGUCAAAGGAAAACUCUAAUAUAAUGGCUGUGUCAGUGAAGUCUACAGCUAACCCUGGAGAAUCUUGUGAACAGAAAAAUUUCAGUGAAAUCCAAAUCAGACAACCUGAGCAGACUUUCACUAAACAAGUAGAAAGUGAUAAGAAUAUGAAAACCUGCCCUCUUGAAGUAAACACCGAAAAUAGCCAGACUUCACAGUCCGAAAAUAUGGGAAUAUCAAUUUGCAAGCACAAUACUGAAAAGAAAACAACUGAAGACUUACCCUUUUCCAGUAAAGAGAAUCAGAUAAAUGAUGAUCAGGUACAAGAAGCCGAGCAUAAUUCUUCCACGAGGAAUGAGAAUUCUCAAGUUAGUGAAUUUAAUGCAAGACUGAAUUCAUUGUUGAAUACAAGAGAGAAAAUAGAGUCAUUAAGUAACACAGUUCCAAAAAGCAAAUAUGUUGAAGGUCAGCUGGAAGAAUCCAAUUCAUUUCCCAUAAAACCAUCUGGAGAUGUAGUAAAUAGAAGUGGAAGGUCAGCCUUUGAUCUUUCAACUUCAGAUAAAAAAACUGAGAAAACUCCAGUAUACUUAAAUUUUUUAGACACCAGUCCUUGGUCAAAAGUAAAUCAAGACAAAAGUCAAACAGAGACCACUUCACCUUCCACCUUGGCUUUCUUACUGACAGAGAGGCCAAGAUGUCUAUCAGAAAGUAAAAGGAUUCUUUCAUUGUCGUACUGUGGAAGUCUAGGGAACAAUGCUGUCAUAAAGGAAAGCAGACUAGAUUCUACCAGCAUCAACAGGGUUGCUGACACUUUGAAUACCUCAAGUAUCCAUCGAGGCCCCAAGAGAAAUCCCAGUGAGGAGUGGAAUGCAAUUGCAAAGACUUUUUAUGAUUCUUCUUUUCCCACAGAACAUGCUGACAAAAAAUCAUCAAAAUUGCACAGCCUCUCUCAACUGACCUUAAGGACAGAGACUGUCACUUUGGCCCUCAGUUCUCUGGGUGAGGAAGAAAAUGGAAAAGAGGAGAAUGACUCAAAUGAUCGUACAAAUGAAACUCAAAGGCUUCCAAUUUCAGAAAAUCCCUAUCAACCUAGAAAAAGAAAAUCUGAAGAAAUGCUGGAAAAAGCAGUUGAAGAUUAAGCAGAAUGCUAAAUAUCUCAAUAUAUCUUUCAUUUUGAGAAAUUUACUGAAAAACUGCUGCAGUUUGGACACUCUGUAACUAUAGCAUAUUUUCAAAGUUGCCCUGAUCCUUGUUUUCAUUGUUUUGUAGAGUAGUUUUGAAUUAAGGCAUCUUUUUUUUUCCAAUACAAAAGUUAGGUAGCCUAUUGCCAGGAGCCCUUUUCUUCAAAAAUUCACUUCUUAGGAUUGAGAAAUAAGUUUCUAUUCCUUUUGGACUCUAUAAAUCUUUUCUGCUCACCUAACACCUUGAGGUUUCUUCAAAAAUUAGAGUCUAUAAGAAAAAUCCACUGCAUAUCCACAAUUGCCAUAUUGUCAACAUCAAAAUGUGUAUGAUUAAAUUUUUUCCCCCUGA